Messenger RNA from Trichomycterus rosablanca, 2637 nucleotides. It is a transcript of the gene rbck1, whose product is annotated as RanBP-type and C3HC4-type zinc finger containing 1. The transcript is spliced from 13 exons. Gene Ontology annotation, biological process: positive regulation of canonical NF-kappaB signal transduction; proteasome-mediated ubiquitin-dependent protein catabolic process; protein linear polyubiquitination. The record is from RefSeq and is a predicted model, not a curated record. Gene Ontology annotation, molecular function: ubiquitin-protein transferase activity; ubiquitin binding. Gene Ontology annotation, cellular component: ubiquitin ligase complex. Lineage: Eukaryota; Metazoa; Chordata; Actinopteri; Siluriformes; Trichomycteridae. The coding region runs from base 274 to 1824 and encodes 516 amino acids.
UACUCUGUGUGUGUAAUAGGAGGAGUGUACUCUGUGUGUGUGUGUGUGUGUGUAAUAGGAGGGGUGUGUACUCUGUGUGUGUGUGUGUGAAUUUAGUUCCUCGAAUCUUUUCUUUCAGUUUUCAUUUCGAUGCUGCUGUUAGUCCCAGAUUUACAGAAAUUUACCAGCACUUACUCAGAACUUUACAUUUAUUACUUUUACUACAUUAACGUUUUUUUUGGAAAUUAAUUCGGACCAAACUGCUUGUUCAUCAGUUUUUUUGUGGAUCAAGGCAUGGCUGAGCCUUACAGCACCGACACUGUGAAACAAGCGGAGGAAGCGGUUCGGUGUCUGAGUGAUGCUCUCGGUACGGGGGACAGAAACGAGGCGGUUCGGUGUGUAGAGCAGCUCGUUACGCUGAACGUACCGGUGUGUGUGAACCUCACCUCAGAUGCUUAUUCCAGAGAACAGAUCAGGUUGAGAGUCUGGGUAGAGGAUGCCGUGUCUGAUGCCCACAUCACUACAAUGGUGACACCGGGUACGACGAUCUCUGAACUGAAGGAGAAGAUUAAUCAUGACUACGGCUUCCACCCCUCCCUGCAGUGCUGGAUCGUAGGAAAACGACUCGCUCAGGACAGAGACACGCUGUUCAGCCACGGCAUCACCGACAAUGACGACCCCGCGUUUUUGUUCAUCAGAUCCGCUCGUGCCGCCCAGCUCAGCCGCGAACAGCAUAAGCUAGAGAAGCAGGAGAGGAAGAUAGGCGGUAUAAUUGAAAACAUUGAGGUGCUUACCCUACAAAGCAGAGGCACAGCAGCACUGGGGGCGCCGCUCAGACAACAUUCUGAACCAAAGCGGCGCACAAUGCGUCCUCCCAAACCGCCUAAACCAGAGGUGGGCUGGUCGUGUCUGCAGUGCACGUUCAUGAACAAACCCACGCGUCCGGGCUGCGAGAUCUGCAGCGCCGACAGACCUGAAAACUACAAAGUGCCCAAUUUAUACCAACCGGACAAAGAAGAGGCGCGCAGGAUUCAGCAGGAGACGCUGGCCAGUCUACAGUACGAACAGGCCGUCUUGGAGGAGCGGGAGAAGAACUUCCUCUCCCUGCUGGAGACGGAUAACCAGGACCUGGUCAGUAACAGAGACGAGCUGGACUGCACUAUCUGCUACUGUCCAGUCCUGCCAGGCGAGGGCGCCACGCUCCGAGAGUGCCUGCACACCUUCUGCAGGGAGUGUCUGAAGCAGACUGUCCUGAACUGUCUGGACGCCGAGGUGAAGUGUCCCUACGCUGACCAGCAGUACUCCUGUAACUGCACCCUGCAGGACCGCGAGAUCAAAACACUCUUGUCGGAGGAAGAGUACCAGAAGUUUUUGGAGCUGAGGCUGAGCAUCGCUGAAACCCGCAGUGAGAACAGUUACCACUGUAAAACCCUGGACUGUCCCGGUUGGUGCAUCUUCGAGGACGACGUCAACGAAUUCACCUGCGACACCUGCAAACAGACCAACUGCCUCCUGUGCAAGGCCAUUCACAACGGUAUGAACUGUAAGGAAUACCAAGAUGACCUUCACCUCAGAGCACAGAACGACGCCGCGGCCAAAAAGACCACAGAAAUGCUGGAGAUGAUGCUGAAAAGCGGUGAAGCCAUGAACUGCCCCAAAUGUAAAGUAAUCGUGCAGAAGAAGGACGGCUGUGAUUGGAUCUGCUGCCUCAUGUGCAAAACCGAAAUCUGCUGGGUGACCAAACAGGCCAGAUGGGGCCCUCAGGGUCACGGUGACACAUCCGGCGGGUGUAAGUGUCGCCUGAACGGUUUGCCGUGUCACCCAAACUGCCAAAACUGUCACUGAUCUCUGAUGAGGACAUGGUGGACCCCCUGGACCUUUACGAAAAGUGACACAUCAAGCAUUAAUCUGCUCUCCGACAGGCGAAGCUUCUCAUCUUUAUAUAAUACAUAGGACGAUAAUCGGUUGGGUAUUUGAUCAGAUUCAUUAUUCACUUUACUAAUGUAACUAAUUGUUUACAAAAUAUACAGAUCAUGUAGAUUAAUAAACAAAAUCUUCUGCAAAUGCAUAUCUAUGGCCAAAAGUAUGUGGACACCCCUUCUAACUAUUGAGUUCAGGUGUUUCAGCCACACAACACUGUAAGUGAAUAAAGAUUAUUGACAGUUUAAUUGGCAACAGUUUAAGGAAGGCCCUUUCCUGCUCUCUUCACUGCUCCCUGUGCACAAAGUGAGGUAGUUGUAAAGGAAUUUUGGUGGCUUGCAUUAAACCCUAACCUCAACGCUACCGAACACCCUAAAAAGAAAUCAAAAAAUCAAUUGCUCUUACUGUACCUCAUAAGCACAAAUUCCUACAGACACACUUCAAAAUGUUGUGGAAAGACGUCACAGAACAGAGCAGGUUGUGCUGGCCAAUACUAUACUCAUGACUUUGCUUUGGUUUUGGAACUAUAUGUACAACAAGCUUGUGGUUAUCUACGUGUCCACAUACUUUUGGCACUUUUUGGAACACUCCCGACUCUGUAUACAGUCGCUAUUAGCUCUUAAAUUACAUGUACGUGAGUUAAGAAGCUCUGGAGUUAGUUCCUAACUGUUCAUAGCACUAAGAUCAAGUGGUAACGAAAUGUUCUACAUAAUGUUAUAAAUCUGUAUAUGUCUAUAA